This is a messenger RNA of Hordeum vulgare subsp. vulgare (domesticated barley), 1560 nucleotides long. Its product is annotated as diacylglycerol O-acyltransferase 2D-like. Gene Ontology annotation, cellular component: endoplasmic reticulum membrane. Bases 273 to 1271 code for a protein of 332 amino acids. NCBI's taxonomy places the organism in Eukaryota, Viridiplantae, Streptophyta, Magnoliopsida, Poales, Poaceae. The transcript has 9 exons. Gene Ontology annotation, molecular function: diacylglycerol O-acyltransferase activity. The record is from RefSeq and is a predicted model, not a curated record. Gene Ontology annotation, biological process: triglyceride biosynthetic process.
AACAAGAAGAGUCCGCGCGGAUCCGCCCCGGCCGCGUGGGCGGGCACGCUACGAUCCGACGGCUCGCGCCGAGGAUCCGCACGGCACCUGCAAAGGCAACGCAAGUAAUCUCAGGCUGGCAGGCGGCAGGAAAAAGGAUCGAGGAGGAAGGAGGUGGACGACUCCGCCCGCACAGACCCCCGGGGCCACGGACAAAACCACCACCACCGGAGAAAAGGAAGGGGGCAACCGCGCGCGACGCACGCGGGAGAAGCCCUCCUCCUCCCGGCGGGAUGGGCGCGGGGAAUGGCCUGAGCAACGGCGCAGCCGCCGCGGCCGAGGCGGCGCCGGACGGGACCACGGUGUUCAGGGCCACGGCCUACUCGCCGCUGCGCACCACGCUAGCGCUGGCGCUCUGGCUGGGGGCCAUCCACUUCAACGUCCUCCUCCUCCUCGCCUCCAUCUUCCUCCUCCCCCGCCGCGUCGCCGCCAUGGUGCUCGGCACGCAGCUCUUCUUCAUGCUCGUGCCCGUCAAUGACAAGAGCAGGCCGGGACGCAAGAUCGCCAGAUUCAUAAGCAAGUACGUCGUCGGGUACUUCCCCGUCACUCUACAUGUGGAGGACUACAAAGCAUUUGACCCCAAAAGAGCUUACGUGUUUGGUUAUGAACCGCACUCUGUUCUGCCCAUCGGCCUUGGGGCCCUCCUGGACCUUGUUGGAUUCAUGCCAUUGCCAAAGACCAAGGUUCUUGCAAGCACCGCGGUGUUCUACACUCCGUUCUUGAGGCAGAUAUGGACGUGGUUGGGUUUGGUUCCAGCGUCAAGAAAGAAUUUCUACUCCUACCUUCGAGCUGGUUAUACCUGCAUCGUGGUGCCCGGAGGUGUACAGGAGAUGCUUCACAUGGAUCACGAUUCAGAGGUUGCUUUUCUGAAAUCAAGAAAAGGUUUUGUUAAGAUCGCUAUGGAGACAGGUUCUCCUUUAGUCCCUGUUUUCUGCUUCGGACAGAGCCAUGUGUACAAGUGGUGGAGACCAGGUGGCAAGUUGAUUGUCAAGAUUGCUAGAGCGAUUAAAUUUACUCCAAUUGUUUUCUUUGGGAAAUACGGGACUCCCAUCCCUUUCGCAACACCGCUUCAUCUGGUUGUUGGAAGACCAAUUGAGGUUCAGAAAAAUCCCCAGCCUACAUAUGAUGAGAUAAACAAGGUACAUGAACAAUUUGUGGUUGCGAUGCAAGAACUAUUUGAAAAGUACAAGACGAAAGCUGGAUAUGACAAACUCAAAUUGAGGGUUCUAUGAUGGCCGUCCAAACAUCCAACCAUAGGCUCUUGCAAAGUUGCAUUUACUUAGUGCAGUAGCAUUCAAACUGGAGUUUGUUUAUGUCAAGCCAUCGCCAGGAUUCAGUAGCUCUGAAUGUGUAGGAAAUCCCAGCAGCUGGAAUGGCAUGCUCACCUGGCCUUGGAAAACACAUAAGAUGUAAAAAUUGUAUACAUUUGCGUGCUCCAAAAGUGCUCACAAGCUAAGACACAUAGGAUGUAAUGAUUGUGUAUUUGUUUGCUCAUAAAGAACAAAGUAGCUUCUUCACAAA